Ostrinia furnacalis (Asian corn borer) is the source of this 2031-nucleotide messenger RNA. RefSeq lists its product as uncharacterized. The record is from RefSeq and is a predicted model, not a curated record. NCBI's taxonomy places the organism in Eukaryota, Metazoa, Arthropoda, Insecta, Lepidoptera, Crambidae. The coding region runs from base 5 to 1960 and encodes 651 amino acids. The transcript has a single exon. Gene Ontology annotation, molecular function: ligand-gated monoatomic ion channel activity. Gene Ontology annotation, cellular component: membrane.
CAUAAUGUGCACGAUAAUAUUUCUACCUUUAUUUUUUGCGCUUCACGUUUCUGCUACGAUAAACGAGAAUUCACUUCUGACGACAACUGGAAAUUCUGAGCAAACAGCAAAAACCGCAGAAUGCGUUUUAAAACUCUCCGCUAAAUAUUUCGUGGAAAAGAAAGCUUUAAGCGGCAGCAUCGUGAUAAUCAACAUCAACUCCUAUGCUUCCACGACACAAGUGCUAUUGUUGCAAACCAUCCACGGAGGCAUUAAGUACUCCGUGAUGGUAAAGGAUUCUUUUUAUCCACACGCGAACGCAUCCCAUUUUCCUGAGAAAGCCAAAAAUUAUAUGCUGAUUUUAGAAGAGAAAUCCGAACUAACGAGAAACAUACUGCAGCUAAACAAAUUGCCCACUUGGAAUCCAUUAGCCAAAGCCAUUGUAUUUUAUCAGCUGAAUAAAACUGAGGACGCCGAGCAGACAGCCAUUGAAUUUAUAAACGAAUUGCGUCAUUACAAACUUUUCAAAAGCAUUAUAUUCAUAUAUUCUCCCGAGGAGAAAGAAGUUAUUUCUUACACUUGGACUCCUUAUAGUGACACAAAUUGCGGAGGAAAAUGUGAUUCGGUAUACAUUUUAGAUAAAUGUAAGGAUAAUGUCAUCCACGAAUUAGCAACACAGAAGGAAAUGUUUCCUUUAGACAUGAAAGGUUGUCCAUUAGUGACUUAUGCUAUUGUUUCGGAGCCGUAUGUAUUGCCACCGGCAAUGAAACUAUCUAACACAAGUUAUAACGAUGCUUAUGUUUUUCAAAAAGGUGGAGAAAUAAACUUGGUCAAGAUAAUAACUCAAUUUACAAACAUGAGCCUUGUUAUGAGAACCUCAGAUGUACCUGAAAAUUGGGGGAACGUUUAUUGGAAUGGUACCGCCACUGGAGCGUAUGGCGUGUUGCGCGAUGAUGAGGUAGACAUGGUGAUAGGCAAUAUAGAAGUGACUAGAACAAUUAGAAGGUGGUUUCAUCCUACUGUGAGCUACACGCAAGAUGAAAUGACUUGGUGUGUACCUAAAGCAGGGCAAGCGUCAACAUGGAAUAAUUUGGUGAUUAUUUUUCAAUGGUCGACAUGGGUAGCCACCUUCGGCAGUUUGUUCGUAAUGGGAUUAUUGUUCCACUACAUGUAUUAUAGAGAAAAUAAUCAAAAAGUCACUAAAUGGCCAACAAAUUCCCUGUUAAUGACCUUUAGCAUGUUAUUAGGGUGGGGCGCAUCGUUCGAGCCGAAGAGCGCCACGUUCCGGAUUCUGAUCUUCGGUUGGCUCUGCUUCAGUGUAAACAUGGGGAUUUCCUACGAAUCAUUCCUGCGGAGUUUCCUAAUGCACCCGCGCUUCGAAAAGCAGAUAAGCACCGAGACUGAUCUGAUACAGUCAAGAAUUCCUUUGGGAGGCAGAGAGAUUUACCGAUCCUAUUUUGAGACUAAUAACGCGAGUUCGUUUUAUUUGUAUCGCAAAUAUAACUCGACAACAUUCGCCGAGGGGAUAAAACGAGCGGCUAAGGAUAGGAAUUUUGCAGUUGUUUCGUCGAGGAGACAAGCCGCUUACGCCGACCAGAGAUUGGGGAAGGGGAAACCGUUGAUCUAUUGCUUUCCUGAGAGCGAUAACCUGUACAAAUACGGGGUUGUUCUGCUGGCUCGGAAAUGGUUUCCGAUGUUGGAGAGAUUCAACACUAUAAUAAGGAGCGUCUCGGAAAACGGCUUGAUUGAUAAAUGGAACCAGGAGUUGUUGAUCCACACCGCGAAUGCUGAAGGGGCAAGCGAGAUAGAACCGUUGAGCAUCCAGCAUCUCUUGGGAGCAUUUAUGUUUAUAGGGUUUAUGUAUGCUGCAAGCAUCGUAGUGUUUAUUUCCGAGAUAUGUAUUGGGGUAUUUCAGAAGUGGAAAGCUAGGAAGAACUGGCAGUCGCUCUAUAAGCAUAUACGAUUUCGUAACGCACAAUAAGAAUUACUUACAGCUAAUUAUAAUGAUAUUACGAGUACACACUCGUACUAAACCAAAAUCUGCCGCACUUG